ACAAAUCCAGGCCCAAAUAAACCCAAAAGAUCCGAAACUCUCAUUCAUCACUAUCCCUUUUACUCAGUUUCUUCCAAUUUCCCAAUGCGCGGCAAACCCUAAUCCUCUUCAACUUUAGUGGUUAAGCUCCUUUGAGCUGAGUUUCUGGUGGAAAUAGCCUCUCUACUACUGGGCAUGUUGUUUUAUCAAGUGGUUAAGUAUCUUUGAGCUGAAUUUCUGGUGGAAACAACCUCUCUACCCAAAAGAAGAUUCAUAUGCUCAUUCGACCUCUAAAAUGGGACGCAGUGACUCUAGAUCACCUGCCAGGGGCCGUGGAUCUCCUCGCAGGAGGAGCCCUUCACGCAGGGAAAGGUCACCUGCUCAUAAAAGGAGUUCACACGCUGCAAGUUCAGCUGUAGCAGAGAAGCCUUCGAGACGUGCAAGGUCAAGAUCUCCUGUUCCUCUUUCACCUGCUCGAGAGAGGCCUUCUAGUCGCAAUAGAUCCCCAAAGCGCCGAAAAUCAUUCUCCCCUGCAUCUCAUUCCCCGAUCAGAGAGAAACCCACAAGUUGCGUAAGGUCUCCCAAACGAGCUAACUCAAGGUCUCCAGAUUUGAAGUUGUUACAGGGAGAGAAGUUUUCAGGCCGAGCCAGGUCUCCUAGACGUGCCAAGUUGCAGUCUCCUGAACCUCGCUCACCCUCAUCACGAACAAAAAGACUGAGGAGAGCAGAACGAGAUGCUGAAGAAAAAUCGAGGGAGCGGGAGCCUGAGAAGAACCAUGGGAGAUCUAGUGAUAGGGCUACACAUAGGGAAAAGGAUUCUGACAGAAUUUUGCCUGAACCUCGCUCGCCCUCACCACUAACAAAAAGACUGAAGAGAGCAGAACGAGAUGCUGAAGAAAAAUUGAGGGAGCGGGAGCCUGAGAAGAACCACGGGAGAUCUAGUGAUAGGGCUAAACAUAGGGAAAAGGAUUCUGACAGAAUGUUGCCUGAAUCUCGCUCACCCUCACCACGAACAAAAAGACUAAGGAGAGCAGAACGAGAAGCUGAAGAGAAGUCGAGGGAGCGGGAGCCUGGAAAAAAUCAUGGGAGAUCUAGCGAUAGGGCGACACUCAGGGAAAAUGAUUCUGACAGAGUGAUGCAAAGUGAAAGGAGAGAGAGAAAAUCAGGAAAGGACUCAAUAGAUAAUGGAUCAUAUAAGUCAAGAAAUGGUCGAUCAGCUUCACCUUCAGAACGGCAGCAUAGAAGUCGGCACAGAUCGAGAUCACCUGCAGCAGCUGAUAGUAGAGCACAUCCUGAGGCAACAAACUCAAGGAGAGGUGAACACAGGAAUGGUGAAGAUGACUCCUUAUCUAAAAUGAAGGAAGCUGAGGAGGCCUUGGAAGCUAAAAAUAAAGAUAAGCCUUCGUUUGAGCUCUCUGGAAAGCUUGCAGCAGAAACUAAUAGAGUAAGAGGUAUAACACUACUGUUCAAUGAGCCUCCAGAUGCCAGAAAACCCGACAUAAGAUGGCGCUUGUAUGUUUUUAAGGGUGGUGAAGUCCUUAAUGAGCCUCUGUAUGUUCAUCGCCAAAGUUGUUAUCUUUUCGGGAGAGAAAGGAGGGUUGCGGACAUCCCUACGGAUCACCCAUCGUGCAGCAAGCAACAUGCUGUCCUCCAGUACAGGCAAGUUGAGAAGGACAAUCCUGAUGGUACUUCAUCGAAGCAAGUAAGGCCAUAUGUAAUGGAUCUUGGAAGUACUAAUGGCACUUUCAUUAACGAUAACCGGAUUGAGCCUGAGAGAUACUAUGAGCUAUUUGAAAAGGAUACCCUGAAGUUUGGGAAUAGUAGCCGAGAGUAUGUGCUACUUCACGAGAAUUCAGCAGGAUGAAAGUUGCUAAAAUGCUCGAUGGAGGUGUCAUUCGCGUUGAUUGGCUUGAUGUUGGAUGCUUUUACUCGCAGACGAUCAGGAUUUUGUUACGCCAAGUUUACCAGCGCGAGCUCACGGCUCGAGAUUUGGGCAUUGCUUUCGUAGUUUUUCAUAUUUGGCUCCAGAUAGUUUAUAAGCUCUUAGUAGUUCUCCUAUGAAUGGGAUUAUGUAAAAUUUGAAGAUUAGGUGAUAACAUAACUAGUGAAUUUGCACUCACAUUUUCCUCAAGUAGUAUGGAUAUUUCUCCUUUUCUAUCA
This is a messenger RNA of Capsicum annuum, 2139 nucleotides long. RefSeq names its product FHA domain-containing protein DDL. NCBI's taxonomy places the organism in Eukaryota, Viridiplantae, Streptophyta, Magnoliopsida, Solanales, Solanaceae. Bases 275 to 1843 code for a protein of 522 amino acids. The transcript has 12 exons. The record is from RefSeq and is a predicted model, not a curated record. Gene Ontology annotation, molecular function: mRNA binding; protein binding. Gene Ontology annotation, cellular component: nucleus.